GCCGCCAUUCAUCGCAGAAUCAAGGAACGGGAGCGGCUCGCAGUGAAUGCGAUGAUCCCGUUUUGGUGAACGGGAAACGGAGGCCGAAAGAGUGUACAAAGGCCAUUGAUGAAAGUGGAGCUACAGGGAGAGAGGCAUUUCGUUGAUCAAGACUCGCAGGUCGAUCGCACUCUCUUUGUUCUUCUCGAAUAGUAGAAGACGACGAUCCGAGAAGGAAAGAUUCUGGAUACAGAGAAUUCUGUUGCUAUUCUUCCAAAUUUGCGGGGGACAAUUGAGGAGCUUUCAGGACUUGAUCUGUCGGACUGUUUGAUAUUGGAGUUCAGCAACGAAGUUGUUCUCGCCCUUCUUGAAGAUGCAUUUUCCUCCUAGUAUCGAUCCGUGAAUUCCUUUGUUGAAUCGUACACGAAGAAGCGGCGAUCUCUGGAUUACUUACGCGAAAUCUGGUGAAAUCCCCACGAAAACAGGCGAAAUCAGGACAUUACUCAAGGACCUAAAAAUCGAAGAAUCCUCAACGAAGGCAACCAAGAUCUUGGGUGUCGGAGCUACUCAAAUCAGGGACCUCCAGUUCACUACCGCUGUGAUCUCCUUUCUAUUCCUCUUUGGAAAUUGAUUUCCUGCCCUUGGAAGACAAAGAAACUACACCUUCUCCGCAGGCAAGGUACAAGAUCACAUAAAGGGAGCGAGGAGCGAUUUUCGCCUAUUCAUUGCAUGUCGAACGAAAGCUCUCGAAUUCUUCUCACUUGAGACCUGGGGAAGCAUUACGCCAACUCCGGGGCUUCGUGCCCAAAUUCUUCUUCUCCGCUUUCUUUUCGUCACGGAUCCAUCGGAGAUGGAAAGGGAGGCGUCGAGGUAUCGCUGUCGCGUGCGACGUAAGGGAGGAGGAGGUGGUGGUGGAGCAGUCGAACCGUCGCCUACGAACGAUACCGACAGGAAGGGGGCAUUGUCGCCGGAGUUGCUGUUGCAGUGGGGGAACCGGAAGCGACUACGGUGCGUCAAGUUCCAGCGCAGGGACGAUGACGCCGCAACCGGCCUCCACUCCACCACCGCUGACAUUGCCACUGCCGCCGGCGCCGCUGCGGCCGCUCGCGUCGACCGCGCCCUCCGGGGAGCCACCUCCGCCGCAGACAAGCUGGUCCUCAGGAACAAUUCAGAAGCGACGGGAGUUGCUACAAGAGCUAAACGUGGGGUGAGGGACAGGGUCGGCGGGGGGUCGGCUUACACUGAGGGGACGCAUGAGAAUAAAAGCGGUGGCGGCGGCGGAGGUGGAAGAAGAGGAGGAUCGCCGUCGUCUGGGAGCGACGGGGCUGCAACAAUAUGGUCCAAGUUUUCUCUGGCAUUGACGAACAAGGAGAAAGAAGAGGACUUCUUGGCAUUUAAGGGGUCCAAACUUCCCCCGCGCCCCAAGAAGCGAGCUAAGCUCCUCCAGCGGACAAUCAACUUGGUGAGCCCAGGUGCAUGGCUUUGUGAUCUGACAUUAGAUCGGUAUGAAGUCCGGGAGAAGAAGAUAUCAAAGAAGAGACCAAGGGGGUUAAAGGCAAUGGGAAACAUGGAAAGUGACUCAGAAUAGCAUAAAAGGAGAACAAAAAAAAAAAUUGAAAGAGCAGUCAAAAGAUUGAAGUCGUGUGCUAAAGUGGUUAUAUGCAUGGGAUGUUCAGAACUUAGGGUACCUUUGUUUUGUUCGGUUUAAAGAUAAGAUGAGGAUGGGAAAGAAAGUAAGAGCAACUAGUGAAAUUGUCAGAAUUUUACCAUUAUGCAAAUAGAAGUGCCAGAAGCAAUCUCAUGUAGUAACACUAGAAGAUGCAGAUAUCGAGCUUGUAAUUAUUUCUAUUUGUCUUCCCUUGUGGUCUCUUUAUGGUUAAUGAAACUAUUCAGGAUGAAGGAAUGCCAUCUGUCUUGUUGUUGACUUCUGUUAGCGUGAGAUUGAGCAGGGUAAAGUCAGCAUAGGAUUGGGAGAAAAUCAAAUACAGGGAUUACAACAUUUUGGUCCCAUCCCAGGUUGAGGCUACUGUUGAUGGUGUAGAAUUAGAUUGUCUGGGAUUCAACUGCUAGGUGCACCAUUACAAGGCCACAGAAGCUUUCGUAGCUGGAUUCUGGAUCACAGGAUGCCAGCUGAGACAGCACGUUGGCCGGGCUGAUGAAUUCUUAGACACGAACUGCGUACAUUCUCCAUUUAUGCACCGCUGAUAUUUUGCAGAUCACAUCUUCAUGAGGUGCAGGUUGUGGCACUGCAUGGGUACUUCAAAAAAAAAGUAACGUUUCCAGGUACUUCAUUAAUUGAGGCCAUCUAGUUAAGAUGUCUCCCUUCUAAAUGAUGGAACUUUGAUGAGAUGCCAUUUGGAUCGCCUGUAGCUUUCGGCACUUCGAUUGUGAAUUUGAGUAACAUAGUUUCUCCUUGAAAUGAUAAUAUUUAUGUCGCAUUUAUUUAGAAAUA
This is a messenger RNA of Musa acuminata AAA Group (dessert banana), 2431 nucleotides long. RefSeq lists its product as uncharacterized. The coding region runs from base 830 to 1567 and encodes 245 amino acids. The record is from RefSeq and is a predicted model, not a curated record. Lineage: Eukaryota; Viridiplantae; Streptophyta; Magnoliopsida; Zingiberales; Musaceae. The transcript is spliced from 11 exons.